Coniophora puteana RWD-64-598 SS2 is the source of this 399-nucleotide messenger RNA. RefSeq lists its product as uncharacterized. Bases 1 to 399 code for a protein of 132 amino acids. The transcript has 3 exons. The record is from RefSeq and is a predicted model, not a curated record. Lineage: Eukaryota; Fungi; Basidiomycota; Agaricomycetes; Boletales; Coniophoraceae.
AUGCCCGUGUGCGAGAUCAUCGCUCGGGGUGGGGACGCGCUCUCCCGGAUGAUGGUCGGCGCGUCUGACCGUGUCGGCCAGGGGAUGGACAGCGGCUCGCGCAAGAUCUGCCUCAGCAUCGUGUGGCCGGGUCACGAGAGCGCGAACUGGGCACACUCGAUCGAGCUCUACACUCCCCUUGGUCCGCUGACGCGCGCCCAGCUGGCCGUGCUUGUCGCUCAGAUGAUACUUUCCUUCGUCGAGGCCACCAAGCAGUUCCCUGCCUCGCGCUGCCCAGAGUGGCGCAUCGGUGCCAGCGGCGUCUCCCUCAACCGCCUCUACCUUGCCGGCCUCUGGAAUACCUCGCCAGACAUGUGGAUGGCCGAGAUUCUGGUCGACACGAGGACUUUGCUAAGCUGA